Nicrophorus vespilloides is the source of this 1339-nucleotide messenger RNA. RefSeq lists its product as uncharacterized. The record is from RefSeq and is a predicted model, not a curated record. The transcript is spliced from 5 exons. The annotation marks the transcript as partial. NCBI's taxonomy places the organism in Eukaryota, Metazoa, Arthropoda, Insecta, Coleoptera, Silphidae.
GACGAGCCUGACGUGCGUAGAUGUCGUUCAAAGUCGGAUGGAGCUCCAAUAACACCAGGCAACGAGCAGGAGGAGCCGUACGAAGUAUUUCCACACCUUCCUGAUUCGGUGUUGGAAAAGCUUGGAUUACUCGGAGAUAGCCCAAGGGAACGAUUGACCGAUGAAGAACUGGAGCAGAAGUUUAUAUCGCUUUCGUUGGCCUUCACCAUCGACGCGGACACGAUCAAAGACAGAUGCAACAGGCAGAGGAGGUAUCGCGAUCAAACCGAGACGAAUUUGAACGUCGAGAUCGAGAGACUCAUCGAACGGGCGAAUCGACUCUAUCCACUCUGCAUCGACGCUGAGACGACGGAGCUUCUCGCCGCACUCCUCGCACAGGUGGACAUCAUCGUCAGAGCUUCGUCGCACGCUGCAAUCUCUGCGGAACGUUUCGGAGCGGUGCAGCACGAGGAAAGGUUGGCCGAGUCCGUCCAAUUAAUGAUCAAACACGUGAACGUACUUAAACGGCAGAGGGACUCGGCGAGGAGGCAGCUGCAGUACACGAAGAGGGUGCUCCAAGACACCAACUCGGCAGAGUCGUCCAGUCCGAAGCUGAAGACGCCGCAGUUGAAUGGACGCGUUAUAACGAGGAGGAGAGCGAGCAUAGCCACCAUUUCUCAGCCACAUCAAGAGAACUCGAACAAAGUGGUCCUUAGUGAUAGUAGGAGGAUGAUCCGCAGGACGUCAGAGCUCUCCCUCAGAGGAAGCAUACUCAACAGAACUGCCAGACCUUCGCGAUUAGAAUUAGGUUUAGAUCUCGUUAAAAUCCGCGAAGGAACAGUGGAAACCAUAAUAAUGCCAAGCGUUGUCGACGAAGAGAACGACGACGAAAUAGAGGAUGUAGAAACGAAUUCAUACCAAAGCAAUGACGAAUCCGGCGAUUCGAAAGCAACUAGUCGUAAAGUUAGUACAGCAUCAGAACCAGACCUUCACACAUUUCUAUUUAAAGAUAAGUUACUGUAUAAGGGCAGGAAAUUGGGUAGAGCGGCCAAAAGGAUAUUCAACAAUUGGCUAGAGAAUGGUUCCUCGAACGAAGUCUUCUGUUUCUGCGCUCUCAUCUGUUUCUCGCUGAGUAUUAUAACCAUGGGCAACAUCCUGAUGGAAUUCGAAUGCGCGAAACGCGGUGAUUCUAAUGCCUUCUUCUGCUGGAAUUACACCAGCACACCAAUCUACACGGACAAUCAAGCAACGAGCAACGCGAUUUCGUGAACGUGAUCUUCGGAGAAUAACAGAACAACAAAGAAUAUUCUACCUCCAAUAUGUACAUUUAACAAUAAAGUUACUUUAAGCUCUUAAACAA